Molecule: messenger RNA, 796 nt
Organism: Pangasianodon hypophthalmus (striped catfish)
Lineage: Eukaryota; Metazoa; Chordata; Actinopteri; Siluriformes; Pangasiidae
Product: complement C1q-like protein 3
Exons: 4
Coding region: 62-685 (207 amino acids)
Molecular function (GO): protein binding
Source: RefSeq, a predicted model, not a curated record
CUCCAAUAUGGGAGACAGCAGACACACAGGCUGAGAGUCUGAGCUGGAGAAGGAGUGAGAGAUGAAGGCAGGUGUCGUUCUCGCUCUGGUGUUUCUGCUGUGCAACAGCAGCCUUCAGGAUGCCGAGACUCCUGACCCGAAAUUUGACGUCAACCAAGAAAUCAUCCAGCUGCACGACAGGGUCACACGGCUGAAAGAGGACCUGAAGGUCAUGGAGAAAAAUAACGCAGCUUUAAGGAUGAGAUUGGCAGCUGCUAAUCUGGAACUGAAAAACCUGAAAGAACCGCCGAAGAUUGCCUUCUCGGCCGCUCUGACUCAUCCUGUGGGACACUACAAUGUUGAUAUCACUCUGGUCUACACUAAAGUCAUCACUAACGUUGGACGAGCCUACAACCCAGUUACAGGGAUUUUCACUGCGCCACUAAACGGAAGCUACUACAUCAGGUUCACGAGCUGUGAUAACACCGACAGUCACGGCAUGGCUGUAGAUCUGUAUAAGAACAACGAAAAGAUGAAUGGUUUAUCGAAAUACAGUAAUGGCUUCAUGACGUAUUUCUCUGGUGGUCUCGUCAUUCAGCUGGAGGCAGGAGACGUCGUUUACACCAAACUCCCCGCCAACUCGAAGCUUUACGACGACGCGAAUAAUCGCACCACUUUCAGCGGCUUCCUCAUCUUCCCCAUGUGAGAGUCGGCUAUGGGAACACAACUCAGCUGUGGAUUCUACACUGUACUUUGAAACUUAUGUCUUUGAGAAUGUUUUCUAUGAGCAGAAUAAUAAAUCUGAAAAUGUUCCUGA